CGCCGCUGGUGUGUGGGAACUCCCGCGUUCUGCAUCGCUUUGCGUGUGAGAGGUCAAUGUGUUUCAAUUUUCCGACGCGCUAAAGCAAUUGUGCUGCCGAAAAUCGAAAUGUCGGACGAGAACAGGUCGACAGGCUACCACUGCGCUGUGUUGGGCUGCGACAACAACUAUCGGAAGCGCAAAAGACUGGCAGCCGAAACAUGCGAAGUGCACCUCCAGCCGCAGCAUGUUUGCGGUUGUAAUAUGUUCAAGCUGCACCGGUUCCCCGCAGAUGACGACCAACGACGGGUCUGGAUAGCUUGUGUAAACAGAAAAGAUUUUGUGCCAUCUCCUUGGGCUCGCGUUUGCUCCGAACAUUUUGUUUCCGGUGAACGUUCGGUAACCAACUAUGCGCCGAUGGUCAAGCUCGGAUACCCACGAAAGGUCAAAGUUGGCCGGCGACGGAUUGCAAAAAUGGAAAAUGUGCCGAAGAAGCGGAGGAAGCUAUGCACAAGUGAGGAUUCUACACCUGACCCGAGUCAAGCUGAUGGUGGUGGUGUUGAUAUAUGCACGGGUGAGGAUUCUACACCUGACCCGAGUCAAGCUGUUGCUGGUGGUGUUGAUAUAUGCACGGGUGAGGAUUCUACACCUGACCCUAGUCAAGCUGUUGCUGGUGGUGUUGAUGCCUCUCAGUGCAUUGCAGAAUCCUUGCCUUCAACUCAUGCUGCUGGAUCACUACCAGACCAUUUUCACUAUGUUGCCCCAAAUUCAGCAGCAGCGGCAGCCACUGUUGCUGGGACGCAGACUGAGACUGUAAGUCUGAACGAUGCAUUAGCUUGA
Molecule: messenger RNA, 819 nt
Organism: Rhipicephalus sanguineus (brown dog tick)
Lineage: Eukaryota; Metazoa; Arthropoda; Arachnida; Ixodida; Ixodidae
Exons: 7
Coding region: 109-819 (236 amino acids)
Source: RefSeq, a predicted model, not a curated record